Molecule: messenger RNA, 2035 nt
Organism: Carcharodon carcharias (great white shark)
Lineage: Eukaryota; Metazoa; Chordata; Chondrichthyes; Lamniformes; Lamnidae
Gene: tespa1
Product: thymocyte expressed, positive selection associated 1
Exons: 11
Coding region: 341-1852 (503 amino acids)
Molecular function (GO): signaling receptor binding
Source: RefSeq, a predicted model, not a curated record
UCACUCAGCUUCCUCCUUCCUACUCCCACUGUGAAAGACUCGGGACUGAAGUUAGUGUUUGCUGGAGCAAACCAAUCGCUGGACAUUGUGUCACAGCCUGUGGCUCCUGUUGUUGAAAUAAAUGAUACAAUUGAUCCGUGUGACCAUUGCAGACAUUGGGAUUCCUGAAUCUGGCUAGUGAAGUUGUGGGAAGAAACCAAUGGCAAAAGAACAAGUGAAACAAACUCUUGGAACUACUGCACCAAAUACUGAGUUUUCACAGUUGUUUUCUUGCUGACUAGUGGGAAAGGUUUUGAUCACGAAACCCCUUUACCUGAUGUUAUUCUGCAGUGAGUGACGGAUGGAGCUUUCAUCCCCUCAAAGCCCAUCUUGUUGGGAGAGCAGCACUUCCAGGAAACGCAAAGCCUGGGCUAAGAGCAGAGAUCAGUGGCAGACUCUCGAUGAGAAUCUCACAGACACAACCUCUCAUUCAGGAGCUUCUGUUGACAAAAUAAAGAGUUGGCUGGAAGAUUGUGGGUCCUGUCACGUGAGCCUACAGGAAGAGAGCAACCCACCCGGAUUAAAUGAUGCCUCUGGUUUGAGUGCUGGGAACAGUUUCGAGGAUGAUCUGAGUCUUGGAGCUGAGGCCAUCCUGUUACAGAGUCCAACACAGCCAAUCACAACACAGUCUGAGGGCAAAACAAAACCAUUGAGAAGCCUUGAAAACUCAAACUCCAGUUUCCAAGUGACCAAGGAUCAACAGAUUUUUCAGAUGGGCAGGAGCAAGGUCUCAACUAUUGUCUCUGAAGGGACAGUUGGAGCAGUUUCCAGCGUUGCUGAAAUCUUGGAUAUGUACAAAGAAGAUCCUGAGGAGAUUCUAUAUAACCUUGGCUUUGGAAUGGAAGAGCCCAACAUUACAGCAAAAAUUCCAUCCCGCUUUUUCAGCUAUGCAUCUCAUGCGAAUGGAAUUAACUUCAGGGUCUUCUUAGAAGCUCAGGUGAAGAGACUGGGAGAGGAAAAUCCCUGUUACACCCUGGCAAGUCGGUUCCGGCAAAUCGAGGUGCUCACGACGAUGGCGAACGCUCUCACUUCUUUGUAUUCUCAUGUUUCGAAGACACCAGUGCAAAAGAUCGGACCUGCUCACCAGUUUUCUUUCAGUCCUGAUAAAUCCAUUGGAGGUGCUUCCAAUAAGGAAGGGAAGCAGCCAGCUGGAAAAGCAGUUCAGAAACUGAGGAAAACAAUUACUAAGUUAUGUUUAUACGGAGCGUCCCGGGACUUGGAGUCUCCAAAACAAAAGACAGGGUCUCCAAGCAGGAAGAGCCCAGGACUGGAGCUGUCUGGUGAUCUCAGCAUGAAGGCCAACUCUGUGAGAACUGAGGUGAAAGGCCUGGAAACAGUGUGUAAACAAACUUUUAACAAUGGGUCUCCUCAGCCCAAUUAUGAAGGAGGUAGAAAGCCUAGCAGCGCAGUGAUCAAGGAGAUGUGGAGGGAAGACACUGGGAGAUCCAGACUGUAUGGCUUCAGUACAGAAUCUGACCAAUCCUGGGAAAUAGAAAUUCCUAGUAAGCAGAAGCAUUCCAAUCCUGAGCCAUUCCGUUCCUCAGAUACUGUUUGGGACUGUGUUAAGAUUGGGAAGCAGUCUAUUGAUGUACAGGAAGUCAAACCCAUCUCAUUAUUUCAGUGGAACAGCCAAAGCAGCUCAGAAGAAAGUGAAGCUUUGAAACAUGAUUUGGAUCUCCAGAACGUUCUGCAAACAGAUGAUUCUGCUGGGUCAUUAUUCCAAAAAAGUGUUGACCAAAAUACAAAGAAUGGCCUGGAACUCAGUGUUCACACAGCACAGAGCCUCACAGAGACACAGGUGAGAAGGAACUGAGGCAGGUACCUGGUGUGUUCACAUCAACAUUAACACAGAUCAUCGACUCACCUCACUACAUCAAAUGAACCUGCACCACCCUGGACUGAGAAUUAUCCUUUUGCAGCCUGGACACUCCUUAGACAUGAGUGGAGCUGCAAAUAACAGUCAUUGUUAAACAAUAAAUUAAGGUUUCACAAUCAA